CGUGUCUGCAGUGCGCCGUCGCCGUCGCCACAGCUGCUCCGUAAACGUACGAAAUUCGUUCGGCUCGUGUGCGUGUUCCACAACAACAUUCCUGUUGCCAAAUUUAACGAAAUCUGUUGAACCAAAAAUUUUUCAAUUCGUCUAUUGAAUUUGCUUAUUGGUCGGCCGCAGCUCGUCACUGGACUCACCUACAUACAUACAUACAUACUCACGGCAUAUACUCGGUAUAUAUGCUAGUAGCAUUUGAGUAUUGUUGUUCGAUUGUUCGAUUGCGUCCGUUAUAUGAUUGCCGCUUUGCUUUGUAAUACUUAUUGUUCCUGUUUUGUUAUUGUUUUUGUUAUUGUCUCGUAUUCGUGCGCGUUAAUCGCUGACGCUUCGUCGAUCUCGUCUAAGCUGCUGCUGUUGAGUGUUGCUCUUUAGCUCGUUGGCUUUAGCUCCGCUUUUGGCCUAACGCCUGACGGACUAUCAGUGCUGCAGUGGAUUUUUCGGCUGCGGGGUCUACUACUUUUGCACUGCAUUGCAUAAAAAGUAGUUCAGUGAAGUGAACGGCUUCAGCAAGUGAGUGUCGCGCGUGAAUGCAUCCGAAUCGCGGAGUUUAUGGGCGAAGCAGAGUAUUUGAAUUUAACGGUAUUCUAGUAAGCAACUGACUAACGCAGGCGUACUAAGUGCUACAACACCAGAUAGAAAAUAAACAACUAUAAUAAAUUAAUUGGAUUAACAUAUUUAUAACGAUGACGUUUACACUAUCACCAGUACGCCGCCUCGUAGCUGCUUCGGCGCUGCUAUUGCUUUUCAGCCACGUUAAUGCUAACGGUUAUCAUUAUGGACCACCGACGGCACCAUCAGCACCGGCACGUCCUCCCAGUAAUUCAGGUCAUUACUUCGGACCCAUCCCUACUACAGUGCCACUACCACCGAUACCAGCUCUGCCAGCUCUACCCACUGGUCGGCCACGUGUACAGCAUUUCCUGCCAGGUCCGCCUCCCACACGCACGCAAACGCAGACAAUCGUCCAAGUGCAUCCCGGUUCAUCUGCGGCACCACGUCCAGCGCCGCCUCAACAACUACCUCCGUCCGGUCCUUACAAUUCGUUCGGUGGUAACUUCGGUGAGCGCUUACCAGCACAAGCACAACAAGGUGGUGGCUAUCAUUAUGGACCUCCUACCGCAUCAGCGCCCUCUGCACCAUCAGGCCCUGGCGGUUUUCCACAGGGUCCACUCCAACCACAACCUGUACGUGUGCCAUUCGGUCAACAACCGAUUUACAAAAUUGGCAACGAUCUCGGUCCCGACGGUGAUUUCUACGUGGUCAAUGGACGUCAGUUGAAGCAAUACGCCGUGGUGGAAUUUGUCGACAACGAUAUCUCACAGGACACCAAACCGUUUCUCACACAAUCGUUCGUGAAUAAUUAUCGCGCACUCGUAGGCGCUUCUGGCACCGGCGCUAUUGCACCACUACCCUCGGCCAUGCAAUUGGAUUCCGCGGCAAAUGCGAUUUUACGUGAGCAGCAACGACUCGCCUUCAGAGGUGCCACCGCAAGUGGUGACACGAUCGCUUUAGGUUCGGGCGGCAUCGGUUAUGUGCGUCUGCCCGAUGGCAGCAUAACUUUAGGUUCGGGCUCGCUAAACUUCGUAACUGGCCAACAACAUUUGUCCGAGCUGCGGAAUGCGCGCACACGCUCCGAGUCACAACGCGAUCCACUACAUUUCGGUCAUGGCCCAUUGGAGGAUCCUGCUAUACAAGUGAAUGGAGUGUUAAAUAAUGGCUUCUUCUGAGACUUUUUCUGUUGCCUUAAGUACAUAUUUGUUUCAUGUCACUCACUCGCUUCUAUCUAAGAAAUUUAAAAUUUAUUUUUUUAUGAUUUUUGUUUAAACGCUGAUUUUGUUCUCUUUUGUAAAAUAUUGCUGCCAACUUUAGUUUUAAGUUAUUGAAGAGGAAUAAGCAAGCUCAAAUAACUGUAUAUAUGUAAAUUUGCAUAAAUAUUUUGUAUUUGCAAUGCAUAUACGAAUUAAUUGACCUACGAAGCUUAUGUACACACUAAUGUAUAUAUACAUACUACUUGCCUAUAUUAAAAUAAAAAAAUAAUAUUUAA
This is a messenger RNA of Bactrocera neohumeralis, 2092 nucleotides long. RefSeq lists its product as uncharacterized. The record is from RefSeq and is a predicted model, not a curated record. Lineage: Eukaryota; Metazoa; Arthropoda; Insecta; Diptera; Tephritidae. The coding region runs from base 732 to 1775 and encodes 347 amino acids. The transcript has 3 exons.